AUGGAAGCAUUCGAGUAUAACGCAGCGCCCGCCCGCGUCAUCUUCGGCAGCGGCACUCUCUCUAAGCUGUCAGCGGAAGUAGCUCGAUUGAACGUCUCAGCGCCCCUCCUUCUCUCCACCCCGCAGCAGGUCGACCAAGCAACACACCUCAAAACCCUCCUCGAUGGCAAAGUCGCGGGUAUCUUCACCGAGGCGACCAUGCACACGCCCUCGCACAUCACCGAAAAGGCCCUUGAAUAUGCGAAAUCAGUCAAGGCGGAUGCGGUCAUCUCGAUAGGUGGCGGGUCAACCAUCGGGCUCGGAAAGGCGAUAAGCAUUCGCACGGGUCUGCCACACAUCUGCAUCCCCACGACAUACGCGGGGUCAGAAAUGACGCCCAUUCUCGGGGAGACGCAGGACGGGAAGAAGACGACGAGGAGCGAUCCCAAGAUCCUGCCCGGCACCGUCAUCUACGAUGUUGAUCUGACCAUGACCCUCCCCGCCAGCAUGAGUGCCACCAGCGGUGUCAACGCCAUCGCACACGCUGUCGAAGCUCUCUACGCCCGCAACACCAACCCGAUCAUCUCCCUCCUCGCACUCGAAGGCACCCAAGCCCUCGCCUCCUCCCUCCCCGACAUCGUCGCGUCCCCCUCCUCUGUGCCCGCGCGCCAGAAAGCCCUCUACGGCGCCUGGCUCUGCGGCACCUGUCUCGGCGCCGUCGGCAUGUCUCUGCACCACAAGCUCUGCCACACCCUCGGCGGCUCCUUCAACAUGCCGCACGCCGAAACCCACACCAUCAUCCUCCCGCACGCCCUAGCCUACAACGCGCCCCAGAUCCCCGAAGUGAUGGCCAAGCUGGCCGCCGUGCUGCCCGGCAGCGACGGCGACGCUAUCAAGGGCCUGAAUAUCCUGCUGGAGCGCCUGCAGGUCAAGCGCGGCCUGAAGGAUUUCGGCUUCAAGGAGGAGGACGUCGACAAGGCGGCCGAGAUCGCGGUUAGUAACCCGUACUGGAACCCGAGAGCCGUUGAGAAGGAGCCCUUGAGGGAAUUGUUAAGGAGGGCGUGGGCGGGCGAGCCGGCGAGGGCCGAUCUGUAG
Amorphotheca resinae ATCC 22711 is the source of this 1074-nucleotide messenger RNA. RefSeq lists its product as hypothetical. Bases 1 to 1074 code for a protein of 357 amino acids. Gene Ontology annotation, cellular component: mitochondrion. The record is from RefSeq and is a predicted model, not a curated record. Gene Ontology annotation, molecular function: 2-(3-amino-3-carboxypropyl)histidine synthase activity; alcohol dehydrogenase (NAD+) activity; maleylacetate reductase activity. The transcript is spliced from 2 exons. NCBI's taxonomy places the organism in Eukaryota, Fungi, Ascomycota, Leotiomycetes, Helotiales, Amorphothecaceae. Gene Ontology annotation, biological process: protein histidyl modification to diphthamide.